Molecule: messenger RNA, 1546 nt
Organism: Williopsis jadinii
Lineage: Eukaryota; Fungi; Ascomycota; Saccharomycetes; Phaffomycetales; Wickerhamomycetaceae
Product: MFS transporter
Exons: 1
Coding region: 72-1421 (449 amino acids)
Biological process (GO): transmembrane transport
Cellular component (GO): membrane
Molecular function (GO): transmembrane transporter activity
Source: RefSeq, a predicted model, not a curated record
AUUAAUUUCUAGUCCCAAUUCUGUCAGAGUCCUUAAAGCAUCGCUAACAAAGGUGAAAGAUCACGGAUAGUAUGGGAAACACAAAGGAUAACGAAUACGAACUGAGAGAGUUCCUGCUCGAUGCGGACUCCAACGCCGGUACCGAUGACACUCCACUCCCGAUGCCCUCCAAUCGGGACGAUAAGGACUGGAGACGAUCACUACGACUGAGACUACAGAUCCUGACUAGCUUUUCACUGUUCAUAGUCGCUGGACUAUGUGAUCAGACCGUGGGUACUCUGCUGCCCUACUUGGUCACACAUUACCGCACUUCGCAGACCGUUGUCAGCAUCGUAUUCAUGCUGCAAUUCCUUGGCUACUCAUCAUCGGCACUGUCCAACGAGAAACUGCACUGGCAUUGUGGAAGGUUUGGUGUUAUGACCAUUGCCACGUUACUGCUUGCAAUGUCCUUCCUGAUCAUCAGCAUCACAGAAUACCUCCCUUUGUACAUUGGCCUCCACCUGUUCUACGGCAUGGGCAUGGGGCUGCUUGACAGUUGUGUCAAUGUGUUUUUGAGCGACUUGGUUGACCAUAACGAGCUUAUGGGACUGUUACACGGGUUUUAUGGCGUUGGUAGUGUCAUUUCUCCACCUUUGGUUAGCUGGAUCUUGAAGCACUGGGGUUAUAGGCUGCACUAUGCCCUAUUGGCGACGCUAUCGUUUAUCGGACUACUUGCUGUUGUAGUACUAUUCCGUGAUGAAACAAAGGACAAGUAUAGGGCCCAUUCAACUGAAGGUGACGACACCAAGGGCGAGGUGUCUCUCUGGGACAUAUUUAAGAGUCCGAUUGUUCCAAUAACGUGUGCCUAUCUCUUCCUCUACAUCGGAGCAGAACUGGGUGUUGGUUCGUGGUUGCUCACAUAUCUGAGGACCAUCAAGUCUAUGGAACAACAAGAGGCAGCGUUCGUUGUCAGCUGGUUCUGGAUUGGUCUCACAUGUGGCAGAAUGCUACUGGGAUUUGUAACGAAAAGAUUUGGUAAUGAGUAUACUGCAAACUUGGGAUAUUCACUGCUCAGUUUGUUCUUCUUUACCACGUUUGCUGUCUAUUCAAUGGCAUACACAGGAGAUCAUUACACUCUUAUUGUGAAGCCUUUAGUGUUUAUGUCAGGUGUCUUUGUCGGCCCCUUGUUCCCAACUUCAAACAUAACGCUGUUGAAGACUUUGCCAACUCAACUUCAGGUGAGUGGUGUCGGUUUGGCAACUUCAUUGGGUGGUACUGGAUCUGCCGUUCUACCUUUUACUAUUGGUGCAAUCUCACGGAUCACUGGGUUCGAGUACCUUUUGAUAUACAUAGACUUGAUCAUUGCAGGGUACUGUGCCAUUUGGAUGCUCGUUCCUAUAUACGUUCCCACGGUUCAACGUAAAUGGAGGGCAGCAUCUUAGAUGCCGUUACUACAGACAGUAUAAUAAACAAAAGAACUCAAUCAUUAUUAACUCAUACUCAAGCGUAUUUAUCUGCCUUUGAUGAGGACAAAACUGUGUCUAUUUGGUCUUCAGAUGAACCUUCA